AUGUCCCCAGUUUCUCCCUUUGUAUAUGCAGCGGAGCACUGGUUUCAGUUCAUGCCUGCAGCUAAGCUGCAUGUUUUGCGUAGCUUGACAAUGAGGAAUAGAUACUCACUGUCAUAUGACCACCUUUCCUCAUUAUGUGAUGAGAAAGGAGACACGGAGAAGGCAAAAAGACCUUGGGACUUUCUUCCAUCUGGUCAUAAAAUAGGAAAACCUGAACCGGUGUUCAAAGAAAUGAAAGAUGAAGAUGUAGAAUUUUUUAGGCAGAAAUUUGCUGGAAGUCAGUCUGAUAGAAUCGAGAAAGUAGAAGCUGAGGCGAAGAUUGCUGAGAAACUGAAGUCCACAAAGAUUUCAGAAGGGAAUGCAAAGAAACAAAAGGUGAAGUCCAUAGGUGCUGCAAAACCAAAGCCCUCAGAAGCAGAAAUUUCUGUUUCUAGGCUUGACAUUCGUGUAGGUCUCAUCAAGAAAGUUCAGAAGCAUCCAGAUGCUGACAUUCGUGUAGGCUUCGGCGUGAAAAUAAAGUUGCAUAUGCUAAUAAACCGUUACAGCGUAUCCCAGUGGUGAAAAGAUAAAUACUUGGAGUUAAUCUAGUUAAAGAAAUGCUUGAAUUGUGUUCUUUUGGUAAUGGUUUUUAUUUCAUUAUCAUUUUA
Asparagus officinalis (garden asparagus) is the source of this 647-nucleotide messenger RNA. Its product is annotated as probable methionine--tRNA ligase. Gene Ontology annotation, biological process: methionyl-tRNA aminoacylation. The transcript has 4 exons. Gene Ontology annotation, molecular function: methionine-tRNA ligase activity. Gene Ontology annotation, cellular component: aminoacyl-tRNA synthetase multienzyme complex; cytosol. Bases 1 to 561 code for a protein of 186 amino acids. The record is from RefSeq and is a predicted model, not a curated record. Lineage: Eukaryota; Viridiplantae; Streptophyta; Magnoliopsida; Asparagales; Asparagaceae.